This is a messenger RNA of Paramecium octaurelia, 217 nucleotides long. NCBI's taxonomy places the organism in Eukaryota, Ciliophora, Oligohymenophorea, Peniculida, Parameciidae. The record is from the annotation of a GenBank genome assembly.
AUGUAUUAUAAACAUACAAGCACCUUUAAGAAGUUGGAUGAUUAGACAAAAGUAUUAUUAUAUGUAAAUGCAAAUGUGAAAUACUAAAGUUAACAAUAUUUUAAAAUAGUUCUCGAUAAUACACUUGUCAAAAUUCAGUAAGUCUAGAUCAACAAAUAAAUGCUAUAUUUCUAUACUUUGAGUAGAAAUAUUAAAAAACGGAAGUGGUUCUUCUGAU